AUGGAGGACGAAAAAACUCUCGAAGAGGGGAACUCUGUCAUUUCCAGUGAGAAGCAUGGAACUAGCAAAAGCAACGUGGCUGGCGAGUUAGACGAUCAGAUCCUCGACGUUGAGACUCAAGGCAUAGAGGAGAAACCGACAUCUCCCAUAAUCCCGACUUCAGAUUUGGACAAAGAUAUAGUUGGCUGGGAGAGGGAAGAUGACCCGGCCAUGCCACUCAAUUUCAAGAACAGCCAAAAGUGGCUAAUAGUUUGUCUCCUCUCAAUGAUCACCUUCAUGUCACCAUUUGCCUCUUCUAUUCUGGCUCCGGCAAUCAUCUUCAUCGAGAAGGAUCUGGAAGUCUCCAGCACUACCAAAGGGGCGAUGCCUGUUAGCAUCUUCCUCCUUGGCUAUGCCGUUGGACCUCUAUUUCUGUCGCCUCUAUCCGAAAUCUACGGCCGCAAUAUUGUUCUGUUGGUCUCGAACCUCUGGUUUUGUCUAUGGUUUAUCGGCUGCGCCUUAGCCCCUACUUUAGACACGCUUAUAUUUUUCCGCUUUAUGACUGGAAUCGGAGGAUCGGCCUGCCAGACAAUUGGCGGCGCCGUUAUUAGUGACCUCUUUCCAGUCAGUGAAAGAGGGCGAGCCAUGGCAGUAUGGAUGCUUGGCCCUCUUUUUGGACCGUCAUGUGCCCCAUUGAUAGGAGGGUUUGUCUCUGAGACUAUAGGGUGGCGUUGGGUGAACUGGAUAACCUUCAUUCCGGCAGCUAUUAUAGUUCUCAUCUCAACGGCCAUUAAUCGUGAAACAAACCAUCAAGUCCUUAUCAGGCGCAAAACACAGAAAUUACGACGGGAGCUUAACCGCCCACAACUUCGCAGCUGCUACGAUAACCCAGACACCCCAUUUCUGCCCACCUGGCAGAUUCUUCUUGACGGAUUUGUGAGACCGAUGAAAAUGCUUUUCCAUUCGGCCAUUAUAUUCAGCAUCUCCUUAUACAUCGCUUUUGCAUACGGUUGCUUAUAUCUUCUUUUUAAUACCAUUCCGGCGGUAUUUCAGGGCAGCUAUGGCUGGUCUAUUGGUAUCACUGGCUUAGUCUAUUUAACGAUGCUUAUUGGGUAUGCAGUAGGGCUUGGUAUCUUCGCCGUGCUGUCAGACAAAACUGUUAUACGCAUGACUAAGGCUAAUCAUGGGGUUUUUGAGCCUGAGAUGCGUCUAGCAGACUGUAUUUUCUUUGCUUUUGUUUUACCUAUUUCAUUUUUCUGGUAUGGAUGGAGUGCAGACCAAGCUGUACAUUGGAUUGUUCCGAUUAUUGGAAUUAUUCCUUUUGCUGCCUUCUCCGUUUUGCGUUGCAUAGUCGCCGCUUUCCUCCCCCUUGCCGGACCUCAAAUGUAUGAAUCACUGGGUGUCGGCUGGGGGACUUCUCUGCUAGGUUUCAUUGCCUUGGCCUUAAUCCCCAUCCCAGCGUUGAUAUACAAGUUCGGGGGACGGCUGCGCCAGAGGUUUCCAUUGACGCUGUGA
Molecule: messenger RNA, 1494 nt
Organism: Trichoderma harzianum CBS 226.95
Lineage: Eukaryota; Fungi; Ascomycota; Sordariomycetes; Hypocreales; Hypocreaceae
Exons: 3
Coding region: 1-1494 (497 amino acids)
Biological process (GO): transmembrane transport
Molecular function (GO): transmembrane transporter activity
Source: RefSeq, a predicted model, not a curated record